AUGGUAAACAAAUUCUUGGCAAGAUUUUACCCUCCUCAAAGAGUCAACAGAUUGAGGACUGAUGUACAAACAUUUAGCCAACAAGAUGGUAAAAUCCUCUAUGAAGCAUGGGAAAGAUACAAGGAUCUAACAAGGAGGUGCCCACCUGACAUGUUUAAUCAGUGGGUACAGCUACACAUCUUCUAUGAAGGCCUGUCAUAUGAGUCAAAGAAGGCCUUAGAUCAUUCCUCUAGAGGCUCUCUCAACAAGAAGAAGACCAUAGAGGAAGCCAUUGAUGUCAUUGAAACAAUGGCUAAUAAUGAAUAUUUCUAUGUCUCUGACAGAAGUAACAACAGAAGAGUGAUAGAGCUGAACCACAUGAAUACAAUUCUGGCCCAAAAUAAGAUGAUCACUAAGCAAUUAGCUGAUCUCACCAAACAGAUGGAGAAGAACCAACCUGCAGCUAUCCACACCCAUCCAUCAGCCCAAGCAGAGUUGAAUACAAAGGAAGAAGUGACUGGGAACAAGCCAAUUACAUUGGGAAUUCUUCAAGAUAAGCCUAUGAGCCAUACACAAAAACUUACGAUCCCGGUUGAAAGAACCACCCAAACUUUGGGUGGGGAAACCAACAAAACCAAAGCCAAGAUCAUAGACUUCACAACUCCAACCAAUUCAACAACUCCACUCACCAACAUGCCAACCAAUGACCAUAUCAAGCCACACAAAACAAUUCUUCCCAACCACCAAACCAAACCUAAAAUAACUAGCCUCAACAUCCCAUUUCCAAUCCACCAUCUGAGGAUAGGCUAUCCAGGAUUGAAAUCAUGCUUGAAAUCCUUUACAAGGAGGUUCAGGAUAAUAGAACAUUCAAGGAUGAACUUCCCAAGUGACACUGAGAAGAAUCCAAGAGGAGAAAUGAAAAAGGUGAGAUGGGAAGAAUGCAAGGCAAUUACCAUUGCAAGUGAGGAGGAUAUGGAGGAAGAAAUUAGCAGGCCAUCAGAGCAUACCCAAGGAGUUUCAAAGGAGAAGAUGGAAGAGGCAGCACAAAUGACUAGUCCUGAACAAAGGAAGGAACCAAAAGAGAAAGAAGUCUUUAAACCUUAUGUGCCACAAGCACCAUUCCCUCAGAGACUCAGGGGUGGUGAGAAGGAGAAAAUAUACACAAGAUUCCUAGAUGUAUUCAAGUCUCUUCAUGUCAACAUUCCCUUCCUUGAGACUUCAAAACGUUUAGCAAAAUGCAACCAUUAUAAACAUUAA
This is a messenger RNA of Arachis duranensis, 1236 nucleotides long. RefSeq lists its product as uncharacterized. The transcript has 2 exons. The coding region runs from base 1 to 1236 and encodes 411 amino acids. Lineage: Eukaryota; Viridiplantae; Streptophyta; Magnoliopsida; Fabales; Fabaceae. The record is from RefSeq and is a predicted model, not a curated record.